AUGGGAAUGAGAGAAGAACAAGAAGAAGAUGAUGGCCAUCAACCUCUUUUAGUGUCAAUUCCAGAUGAAGAAGACGAGUCUUUAAUCAGACGGACAUUGUUGGAAUCGAAAAAGAUAUGGCAAAUCGCAGGCCCAUCCAUCUUCAGCCGCCUUGCCAUGUUCUCCCUCACCGUCAUAACACAAUCAUUCGCCGGCCACCUGAGUGACCGCGACCUCGCCGCCAUCUCCAUCGUCACCACUGUUAUCAUCUCCAUCAGCUUCGGCUUCUUGUUGGGUAUGGCAAAUGCGCUCGAGACGCUAUGUGGCCAAGCUUAUGGGGCAGAACAGUACCAUAUGAUGGGUAUUUACAUGCAACGCUCAUGGGUUGUGCUGUUUCUCAGCUCUAUUUUGAUGUUGCCACUUUUUUUGUUCGCAACGCCAAUACUGAAGGUCACUGGACAGUCAACCGCGGUGGCGGAGCUGUCGGGUCUGGUGGCGAUGUGGUUGAUUCCGAUGCACUUGAGCUUUGCGUUUCAGUUCACGUUGAUAAGGUUCCUGCAGUGCCAGCUCAAGACCGCUGUUUUUGCUUGGACCUCCGGUGUUGCACUUGCGCUCCAUGUGUUUGUUAGUUGGCUUUUUGUUUAUAAGUUGAUGGUUGGGAUUGUUGGGACUGCUUUGACUCUUGAUUUCGGUGGGUGUCAGUCUUGGGAUUGUUUGGGUACAUUAUUUGUGGCGGGUGUCCUCAUCCUUGGUCUGGUUUCUCUAAUCAAGCGUUUAUGGGGCUGUGGGAGUUCUUUAAACUCUCUGUGGCUUCUGGGGUCAUGCUCUCGUUGGAAAAUUUUUAUUAUAGAACUCCUUUUUUGCCUGCUCACUUUAAUUUCGUCCUUGUUUGACGGCAUCACUUUCUUUGGAUGGGAAUCCAUGAUUCCACUUGGAUUUUUUGCUGCCACAGGAGGACGUGUAGCAAAUGAGCUUGGAGCAGGCAAUGCAAAGGGUGCCAAAUUUGCCACCACAGUUUCAGUGUUAACCUCUCUAGUAGUGGGCAUUUUCUUCUGUUCAAUGAUUAUAGCCCUCCCUGACAAGCUAGCUAUGAUCUUCUCAUCAAGCAUUUCGGUUAUUGCAAUGGUCGAUGAACUAGCAGUCUUAUUGGCAUCAACUAUUCUUCUCAAUUGCAUUCAACCAGUUCUUUCAGGGGUAGCAGUUGGGUCUGGUUGGCAAGCAAUGGUGGCAUUCAUAAAUGUAGGUUCCUACAACUUUGUGGGUGUCCCCCUUGGGGUUGUCCUGGGUUGGUUGCUGCCUUUUGGCAUCAAGGUAUGUGUGUUGUAUGCUUCCAAAUAUUUUCUCUUGCUAUGAUGCAAAAAGUAGCCAGUUC
Molecule: messenger RNA, 1351 nt
Organism: Ilex paraguariensis (yerba mate)
Lineage: Eukaryota; Viridiplantae; Streptophyta; Magnoliopsida; Aquifoliales; Aquifoliaceae
Source: the annotation of a GenBank genome assembly